Haemorhous mexicanus (house finch) is the source of this 1753-nucleotide messenger RNA. It is a transcript of the gene PEX16, whose product is annotated as peroxisomal biogenesis factor 16. Gene Ontology annotation, cellular component: peroxisomal membrane. The record is from RefSeq and is a predicted model, not a curated record. The transcript has 12 exons. Bases 19 to 1233 code for a protein of 404 amino acids. Gene Ontology annotation, biological process: peroxisome organization. NCBI's taxonomy places the organism in Eukaryota, Metazoa, Chordata, Aves, Passeriformes, Fringillidae.
GGCGGCGGCGGCUGCACCAUGGCGGCGGCGGCCUCGGCCCGUGCCCGCGGAGCUGGCCCGGUGUGGCGGCUGCGCCUGCUGUGCCAGCGCUACCAGGAGUACGUGAGGCGGCACCCGGCCGCCACGGCCCAGCUGGAGGGCACCGUGCGGGGGCUCUCCUACCUGCUGCCAGGUCGCUUCUCGGACUCGCACGCGCUGUCGGAGCUGGUGUACUCUGCCUCCAACCUCCUAGUGCUGUUAAAUGACUGGAUUCUCCGAAAGGACCUGCAAGAAAGCCUGCCAGUGUCGCUGCCCCAGCAGAAGCUGCUGACCUGGCUGAGUGUACUAGAAUGCGUGGAGGUCUUUGCAGAGAUGGGGACAGCCAGGGUGUGGGGGGAGAUGGGCCGGUGGACCAUCAUUGUCCUCAUCCAGCUGGCUAAAGCCAUCCUUCGUCUCCUGCUCCUGCUGUGGUACAAAGCUGGCAUCCAGAUGUCUCCUCCCAUUGUGCCACUGAACAGGGAGAAGCAACAGCCUCUCCACCCUCAAGGCAUGGAAGACAGCUCCUCAGGGAAGGAUCAGACCUAUGUUGGCAGGCGUUCCAGCCGUGUUGUGCGCUCUCUGCAAAGCACCCCGUCCCUGCAGUCCCGGCACUGGGGGUCCCCCCAGCAGAGGGAGGAAUCGCAGAGCCGAAGAACGGAGGAGAUCAACCAGCCUCCCACUCCUCUGGGUCUCCAAGAAACCAUCGCAGAAUCCAUCUACAUUACCCGCCCCCUGCUCCACCUACUGAGUUUAGGAGUAUGGGGCCAGAGAUCAUGGAAGCCCUGGCUCCUCUCAGCAGUCCUGGACAUCUCGAGUCUGAGUUUGCUGAGUGAUCUGAAAGACCUGAACAGGCGAGAGCGGGCGGAGCUGAGGCGGCGCACCAUCCUACUGCUGUACUACCUGCUGAGAUCUCCUUUCUAUGACCGAUACUCAGAGGGCAGGAUCCUCCUCCUUCUGCGCUUGUUGGCUGAUUAUGUGCCUGGAGUUGGCUUCAUCACACGUUUUCCUCUUGCACGUUGCAGACCCCCUUUCCCAGUGCAGUUUGAACAUGUCAGCUCUGAGGGAAUGGUUGGUGUCCCACACCAUGGCUGUGCUGACCAUGUUUCACACCCCUCUUGGUCCUGCUCUGAUCUCUGCACCACAUUGCAGUGUUGUCUUACAUCUUGGCAGAAGGAACUGUUGUGUUCUUUGGUUCAUCUGAGUUGUGGCCACUGAUGGAUUACUUGCCUGCUUGGCAGAAAAUCUAUUUCUAUAACUGGGGCUGAUAAGAAAAGAAGAUGAUUACUCUCUGCUAAAAUCAUGGCUGGACAUUCCUCAGGAGGGCAAGCAGGCUGGGGGAGGGAUGUUGAUAACGUCUAAUUUUCAGUUAUAUCAUAAAUGAAAAGUUCCUGUUCUGCAGAGCGGGGAGGGGGUUGUAUGUAAUUUUUUAACAGAUCUAGGCGUGAAUGAUGGACACUAAAUGUGUGGGGAGACCCUGGCCACCUGUUUCUCUGGACCAUUCUGUGGCUGCAGUGAUGGUGAUGGGACAACUUCUAUUUUGAAGCACUUAAUUUUUCUUCUUUUGUACAGCUGCGCUAUAAUAAAGCCAGGCAGCAUAGUGGAUUUUGGGAGAGCACUGUCUCACAUGUCGUGGUGCUGAGGAUGACCCACAACCUGCUUGUGUUGGCCGUGCCUGGCCCAUCUGCUUGGAGCAGAUUUGUCUGUCAAAUAAACUGACUAAAUGGAGAGAACUGGA